This is a messenger RNA of Botrytis sinoallii, 693 nucleotides long. RefSeq lists its product as uncharacterized. Bases 1 to 693 code for a protein of 230 amino acids. The record is from RefSeq and is a predicted model, not a curated record. The transcript has a single exon. Lineage: Eukaryota; Fungi; Ascomycota; Leotiomycetes; Helotiales; Sclerotiniaceae.
AUGGAACGCAUAUCGCAGCCGUCAGGUCCGUCUCCGGCACAGCUCACUACGUUCUCUCGUUUUUCGGAGCUUCCAACGGAACUCCGUCUCAAAAUUUGGCAUCAUUGCAUACCUGGUCCUCGGGAUCUACACAUCAAAUCCAGAAAUCAUCGAGGCAUUAUAGGGCGAUUUUCAUUCCGGGGUUGGUUUGUUGACAGCGCUAGCUUAAUCGAUGGUGGUGAUGAUAUAAGCGCUAUCCCGACAAUACUUCAUGUCAAUAGCGAGGCACGAGAGGUCGGAUUGACAAGAUAUGAGUUAGCUUUUGGCUCUUACCGCAGAGCAGGAACAGCAUACGUUGAUUUUGAAAGAGACAACUUGAAUCUGACUCAGGCGGGUUCCAACUGCGUAUUCAUGUUGGUUGGGGGUCGUUUGGAGGGUAUAAAUGAUGUAGAAAAGGUCCGAAAUCUGGAGUGCAGGGCGCAGCUACAUUUCUGGGAUUCGAGCGAUUUUUGUUGGGAAGAUGUCAUGCAAUUUACUGGAUUAAGAAAAUUGAGCUUGAGAGUAUAUGAAGAUUUCAUAGACGAGAACGAAAUUCCAGGUUUGAAAAUGAGACUGGAGGAUUUUGCGCGUCGACAUACCGAGUGGAUAUUACCAGAUAUUAGGAUGUGUUUUGAUAAACCUGGUGUGAAAAAAUGGGUAACGUUGAAACCUUAG